This is a messenger RNA of Sordaria macrospora k-hell, 801 nucleotides long. RefSeq lists its product as uncharacterized. NCBI's taxonomy places the organism in Eukaryota, Fungi, Ascomycota, Sordariomycetes, Sordariales, Sordariaceae. Gene Ontology annotation, biological process: conjugation with cellular fusion. The record is from RefSeq and is a predicted model, not a curated record. Gene Ontology annotation, cellular component: mating projection tip; membrane.
AUGGCUAGCGGGUUCCAAUUAGGGUGGUACCGGUGGCUACCGUUUCUGGGCUAUCACCAUGUGUUGAUGAUUCUCAUCAUGAUCACAAUUAUUCUACUAUCUCUCCUCCUAGCAGGCUGCUCGUCCUCAUCACCCCUCAUCCCCGAUAUCUUCUUGUUGUCGCUCUACUACGAAAGCUACCAAGCCAUCCCCGACACCUCGCAAGUGCACUACGACGUCCAUACCGCGCUUAGCAACAUCGUCGACGGCGCCCGUCUCCAGGCGCGCGUCGGCUACUUUGGUAUCUGCGUUAAUCCCGAUGGCGGAUCGUGGCUGUGCAGCAACAAUGCAACAACGCUAGCCAACGAGAUCUCAGUUGAUCAGGAUCCGUUGAACUUAGUUUGGUUGGCUGCGCAGUUUAAGGAUAUGAUUGUGUUUCCGUAUUUGAUCAUCAUCGCAAUCAUCUUCGCCUUCAUCUGCCUCCUCCUCCUCGCCACUUUCCCCGGCUGGCACGAAGAGGAAGACUCGGAAGGUUCCGAGCGCGAAGUCAAGCCAUUUCCCUCACGGCCCGUCAGCCAGGUCGCCCUCGUCAUCAUUUUCAUCGCCACCAUUUUCGUCCUGGUCUCAGUACUUUGGCAGCACACGGCGUCGGUAGCGGCAUCCGUCAUUGCCCAAGAUUUCGGUAAUGGGAGCGUCAUGGCCGGUGUCGGUUCAUCAGCCAUGGUGAUGGGCUGGUUCAGCUUUACCUUGUUGAUCAUUGUCACGAUUGGUUUGCUGGUCAUGAUAUUGAGUAUGAGAGUGCUGAGGGAGAUCAUGGCCUAA